This is a messenger RNA of Sciurus carolinensis (gray squirrel), 3663 nucleotides long. RefSeq names its product family with sequence similarity 219 member B (gene Fam219b). The coding region runs from base 79 to 714 and encodes 211 amino acids. The transcript is spliced from 5 exons. The record is from RefSeq and is a predicted model, not a curated record. Lineage: Eukaryota; Metazoa; Chordata; Mammalia; Rodentia; Sciuridae.
AAGAAGUGCCGCCCCGGUCGACUGACGGCUGGGUAGUGGUGGGGCGGGGCUGCGCCACUGGCUGGGCGGAGCCGAGCCAUGGCGACCGAGGAUCCCGGCGGGCAGGCGAGGAGGGCCUCCGCCCCCGGACCCCGGCCUGGCGGGGCCCCAGAGCACGCGUCUGGAACUGUGGGAUCGCCCUCCGGGAGGAGCGCCAGCGGAACCCUCCGGCCGGGGGACCGUACCCCUGCGACGGUGGAGAAGCGUGGACCGUACAUGGUGACGCGCGCACCGUCCAUUCAGGCCAAGCUGCAGAAGCACCGGGACCUGGCCAAGGCCGUUCUGCGUAGAAAAGGCAUGCUGGGGUCCUUGCCGAACCGCCCCGACUCUUCAGGGAAAAGGUCAGUGAAGUUUAACAAGGGCUAUACUGCUCUUAGCCAGAGUCCAGAUGAAAACCUGGUGUCCCUCGAUUCUGACAGUGAUGGGGAGCUGGAAUCCAGAUACUCUUCCGGGUAUUCCUCUGCAGAGGCAAGUCCAGAGCGCCUUUCUGUGCAGGGCCAGGCUACAGGCAGCAUCACCGCCACUGCCAAAUGCUUGUUUGGUGCCUGCUGUGUGCACAGCACUGUACCAGACUUCCGGUCUGUUCUCCGAUCUUCCACUCUGCCCUCUUCCCCCAGCAGAGGUAAACCAGGAUGUGAGCCGGCAGCUGCUACAGGAUGGGUAUCACCUGGAUGAGAUUCCAGAUGACGAGGACUUGGACCUCAUUCCCCCUAAGCCUAUGGCCUCCUCUACAUGCUCCUGCUGCUGGUGCUGUCUUGGAGAUUCUUCCUGUACCCUCCAGUAGCCAUAAUUCUCCAAGAUGGGCCCUGCUCACCGUGAGGCCUACAUAGUCCUGUUGGCCCUUCAUAGCUCAGAGUGCAGUGGGAACUGCUGUCAGUUUAGAAUCAGUGCAGGCACUGACCCUCUGGGAAGGUCAGUAACCUGCAGGACAGCCCUCACCUGGUACUUCUCAGGCCAGAGCCCCACCCCCAAUCUGGGUGAUGAGGGGAUGGGUAGAAUUCUAGUUUUCCUCUGUUGUUGGGAGCAAUUUAGAGAAACUACUUUAAUAAGGACAGAAACAGGAAUUGUGGCUAACAAGUGGCUGAGAAAACCACUUGCAGACAUCUUGAUUGGUAUGUCAUGGUGCUGUAUGGAAUGCGAAAAGAGAGCUUUUGUAUCCAAACUGUGCUGAUGUGUGGAGGCAAGAGCAGCACCUUAUAGUAUGUAGCUAGUAAUCUCAAAUUUUUAACUGAGACUAGUUCAAGAAAUUCCAUGUUUCCCUCCUCUUUCCAACUCUAAGGUAAAUUAACCAAGACAGCAAAGUGGGUCCCUUUUUUCCUCUUCAGAUUACAUCUGUCUAGCUGUGACAGUGUAGCAGGUUGCUUGAUACAUCAGGAUCAUGGCUUUCAGAGUCCCUGAACUGGGGGACACUCCAACUGUCUGGGUAGGCUUAGUAACUUGUUCAGCCCUUCCCUAGUUAGAGAAAAACUGCUCCAUCAUGUACAUAUUUAUUUAUUUGUAUUUCCUUGGUCUUGGCUAGCUAGCUUCUUCACCCAGUCAUUGAGCUGGAAAGUUGGCUUGAAGAUACUGAUGCUGGCUCCAGAAGCCUGGAGUUUUCGUGAUUACCAGCAGAGGGAGCUGCAAGGGCAGAGUGCCUUCCUAUUGACUGCUUUUUUAAACUUGUGGGAAGUGGCAAUGAGUGAGUGUUCCUCUGGUGCAGCUUUGUGGUCUUUGGCUUAGACUGAAGCUCUCAGAAUAGGGAGGAGAGACCAAAGCUAGAAACCAGGCUUCUGCUGGAGAUCAGCCCACCAGUACAGUCUCCCCUGUAGCACAGACCACUCCACAGCCAGAUUCCUCUGCCUCAGCAUGAGCCUCACAGUAGAUGCUCAGGAUUGGACUUUAUGGACUGGGGGUGUAGCUCAGUGGUACAGCAUUUACGUAGCAUACAUGUUUGAGGCCCUAGGUUCAACCCCUAGCUCUACCAAAAAUAAAGGAUUGGGCUUUACAGCAGAUCUCUGUGUGAACCCAGCCUCUUGGCCCCCAGCCUGAAUGUAGCAGAAACAGGCAUAAUUUUCCCUGUUACCCCACUGGAUAAUUUCUCUUGUUAUACCUAAUAGCCUCUUGCUAGAACUUAGUUUUUUACUGCUCCUCAUCCAUUUUUUGUCUCACCCAGCACCAUGGUGAGGUGGGAGUAGACAUGAUUCUCAGCCCAAGGGGCAUAGUAAUAUUAGGACACGGGCCCUACACAAGAGUGUCCAGGCUCUUACUUUACCUAAUGUCAUGUGAUCACUAGAGAACAUGGUAUGGUAUCCCUACCACAAGAGGUGAUUGGAAGACUGAGAAGUCAGAUAUAAAGAUAAGACCUUAAUCAUCAUUUGUUGGACAACUAUCCUCAAGGUCAUCCUACUAGUAGGGCUUGAUAGUUUUUUUUCAAACUGGAAGGUUGACAGGAGUUUCUGGUAUUCACAGGCUGUGGUUGAUUUACUCUGCUAAUUAGCAGCAGCAUAGAAGGGAGAUGGGUCAGAGACCAGAGGUAUAGCCCCUUGGGGUCUGGGGACAGAGUCAGACGGUUAUUCUUUUCUGGAAUGGGACUCUGCAGCUUUACCCAGCUGCCCAACAUUCAGAGCAAGGAACAUUAACAUCUCCAUUCUGAACCUCUUACCCACCACAGUUAGUUUCCAAUCCUUCAGGUUGCUAUGAAGGGGAAAAGCAGAUGUGGACAGUGUAGAGAAAGACUCUGUGAUUGUGGUGGGGACUUAGGGCAGAAGGUGGCUGUGGAAGCAAGGUAUGGAGCCAUAUUUCUGUGGGAGACUUGGUUAGGACAGAGUAACCUGGGCAUUUGACAGCUGCUGGGAGGUGGCAAGAACCCCAAACCAGACCCUCUGGGUAGUUGUUGCUGUAAUCAGUACUGGGGCACUUGGCUGCAACUCUUCCUGGAAAGGAUGUUCCAGAUUUGGGCAACUGUAGGAAUUACCUUGUAGAAAAAGCUGCAAGGAGCUGAAGCAGGGGACAACAUGCAGUUGAAGAAAUGGUCAUUUUAGGGUCAGGGGCCACAGACCAAAAUAUCACCACUAAAGGCACCAAGUUGCUCAGAGUCAAAUAGCCUUAAUUCAGAGUGCUGGGUGAUAUGCAGGUGACAGUCCUCUGUGGAGAGGGGUGCAUCUGGGCUUCCCUCACAGACAGGAAUGGUUCCAUCUGGUGUUUACACAGUGCUCUACAGACCUCUUGGCUUGUACUUCUGCACUCUUGUACAUUUAAUAAGAAUAAAUGCAAUCACGCUAGUUGAGAUUUCUGUUGUGGCAUCAGGAUUUUAAAGAAAGACCUGGAUAUCCUGAAAGGAAGAAAUAGCUUAAUAGCCCAAUAGUGGCAAUUCUCCGGGAAUCACCCUUCCCCUUUUCUGUGUUCCCCAUGGCACUGUUUUCAGGCCUGUUGCACUGGAGGUCAUAAGUGGAGCAGGCACUUGCAGGUUACUAUUUAGAAUGGGUUCCCUUUAGCAGAUCCUUUCUUUCUAGCUCAUCUAUAUUUAUCUGCUAAAGAAAUUUUGGAGGCAAAAAAAAACCCAAAACAUUUUUUUGUUUUUGGUGGUACUAGAGAUUGAACCCAGGGGUGCUCUGCCGCUGACCUACAUCCUCAACCUUUUUUAUC